AUGAUGCACAGCUGGCGCCAGGCCCUGUGGGCCCUUCUUCUGCUCGUCUCCGUCGCCCAGGCGCAAUUCAACUUCUUCGAGCACAUGUUCCGGGGCGACCAACAGCAAGAACAGGCCUCGGGCCCGCAAGAUGCCGCCAGUGAUAGCAGCCGAUACCAAAAGAAUUGGAACGGAGUUUCAUGCAGUAAAUACACCUGCCCGGGAACUUUGGCAUGUGUCCAUUUCCCGCAUCACUGCCCGUGCCCACACCCGGAUGUUGAAGAAAAGAUCGAGCUGGGAGAAGGGAGCGCCGUGUGUGUGUCGAAAGGUGGAUACAAGGCCGGCGAGGCAGCGCGCAAGAUUGAAUUGGCUCGCAAGGGUCUCCUGUGA
Messenger RNA from Penicillium alfredii, 369 nucleotides. RefSeq names its product protein lcl2 (gene lcl2). NCBI's taxonomy places the organism in Eukaryota, Fungi, Ascomycota, Eurotiomycetes, Eurotiales, Aspergillaceae. The coding region runs from base 1 to 369 and encodes 122 amino acids. The record is from RefSeq and is a predicted model, not a curated record. The transcript is spliced from 2 exons.